Acomys russatus (golden spiny mouse) is the source of this 3325-nucleotide messenger RNA. It is a transcript of the gene Slc24a2, whose product is annotated as solute carrier family 24 member 2. Bases 469 to 2472 code for a protein of 667 amino acids. The record is from RefSeq and is a predicted model, not a curated record. Gene Ontology annotation, biological process: calcium ion transmembrane transport; long-term synaptic potentiation; long-term synaptic depression. Lineage: Eukaryota; Metazoa; Chordata; Mammalia; Rodentia; Muridae. Gene Ontology annotation, molecular function: calcium, potassium:sodium antiporter activity; calcium channel activity. The transcript has 11 exons. Gene Ontology annotation, cellular component: membrane.
GUUCUGCGGCCGCCUAGCUGCGGGUCCCCGGGCAGGUCGCGCGCAUCGCGCAGCUGCGCCGCAGGCUCACAGGUGGCCCCUUAGUGAAUGUGGCGCCCCAGGCCCAGCUCUGAGUUAGCCAACUCUCUCCGCUCGGGGGCGCGGGUUGCCAGACCCUGCAUGACCCACCCGGGUUUGGCUCGGAGUGAGGGCGCCGGCAAGAGCCCGACUUAGGAGGGGGAUGCGCAAAGGCGCACUCCUUUCCCAGACACACACCAGCUAUCCCGGGAGAAGCGGAGCAAUCACCACCCCCAAAGGCAUCGCAGCUCCCGGCUUGCAGGUGGUGAAAUUUUCCUGUGAAGUGUAAGAACCCUGAACUGUAAAAGUGCCACCACGAGCAUCAUUAACUGGGAAGCAAAGAGCAAUAUGACAGAACCAUCUGGCUGAGUCUGAAGUGUGAAGACCACCAUAUCCACCAGAAGAGCCAGGAUGGAUGUACAGCAAAGCACCACAGUCAGGCUCCUGGAGAAAUGGUGUUCCCAUGAGUCACCAUCUGGCUGCAGGAGACAUUACAAUGCCAGGAAAAAACUGAAGCUGAUUCGAGUCAUUGGCCUUGUCAUGGGCCUGGUAGCUGUGAGCACUGUCCCGUUUUCAAUCAGUGCCUUUACUGACACAGACUCUCAGAGCCACAGGGGAGAAGCCAGUGAUGUGAAUGGCCCUAGGGUAGCACAGGGUCAUCGUCAAAGAACUCUCUUAGACUUUAACGACAAGAUUCACGAUUCUACUCCGCAGCCACUUGCUUCUAGAGAAGAAGACCAAGCUGAGAACAGUACUGAGCAUGCCCAGGGAGACUACCCAAAAGACAUCUUUUCCCUGGAGGAGCGAAGGAAAGGCGCCAUCAUUCUCCAUGUCAUUGGGAUGAUCUACAUGUUCAUAGCCUUAGCCAUCGUCUGUGAUGAGUUCUUUGUUCCGUCUUUGACUGUCAUCACUGAAAAACUGGGCAUCUCUGAUGACGUGGCCGGGGCCACCUUCAUGGCCGCAGGCGGGUCGGCCCCAGAGCUUUUCACGUCUCUUAUAGGGGUUUUCAUUGCUCACAGCAAUGUUGGCAUAGGCACCAUUGUAGGUUCUGCAGUGUUCAAUAUCCUCUUUGUUAUUGGCAUGUGUGCUCUGUUUUCUAGAGAGAUCUUGAACCUGACAUGGUGGCCGCUCUUUCGGGACGUGUCCUUCUAUAUCGUUGACUUGAUCAUGCUGAUCAUAUUUUUCCUGGAUAACGUUAUCAUGUGGUGGGAAAGCCUGCUCCUUUUGACAGCUUAUUUUGCCUACGUGGUUUUCAUGAAGUUCAACGUCCAAGUAGAAAGAUGGGUGAAGCAAAUGAUAAAUCGCAAUAAAGUGGUCAAGGUGACGGUACCAGAAGCCCAAGCUAAGUCAUCUACGGCUGGGGACAAGGACGAGCCGGCGCUACCGGCUAAGCCUCGCCUCCAGCGAGGUGGAAGCUCUGCCUCCCUCCACAACAGUCUCAUGAGGAAUAGCAUCUUCCAGCUCAUGAUACACACCCUUGACCCGCUCGCCGAAGAACUUGGAUCAUAUGGAAAACUAAAAUAUUAUGACACAAUGACUGAAGAAGGGAGGUUCAGAGAAAAAGCUUCAAUUCUGCACAAAAUCGCCAAGAAGAAAUGCCAAGUGGAGGAGAAUGAGAGGCAGAACGGCGCUGCCAAUCAUGUGGAAAAAAUUGAACUCCCCAACAGCACGAGCAUGGAAGUCGAAAUGACGCCGUCAAGUGAAGCUUCGGAGCCCGUGCAGAAUGGAAACCUUUCCCACAGCAUUGAAGCCGCAGAUGCCCCGCAAGCCACAGAGACUGCUGAGGAAGAGGAUGACCAGCCCCUCAGCCUGUCCUGGCCAGCCAAUCCCCGGAAGCAGGUCACAUUCCUGAUCGUUCUUCCCAUCGUCUUCCCUCUCUGGAUCACCUUACCCGAUGUCCGCAAACCUGCUUCCAGAAAGUUCUUCCCGAUCACAUUCUUUGGCUCCAUCACGUGGAUUGCAGUUUUCUCUUACCUGAUGGUUUGGUGGGCACACCAGGUUGGAGAGACUAUUGGCAUCAGUGAGGAGAUCAUGGGCCUGACCAUCUUGGCUGCUGGGACCUCUAUCCCUGACCUUAUCACCAGUGUCAUCGUGGCCCGGAAGGGCCUGGGGGACAUGGCUGUGUCCAGCUCUGUCGGAAGCAACAUCUUUGACAUCACCGUGGGGCUCCCUCUGCCGUGGCUGCUGUACACCAUCAUCCACAGGUUCGAGCCCGUGACUGUCAGCAGCAAUGGCCUCUUCUGUGCUAUCGUCCUCCUCUUCAUCAUGUUGCUUUUCGUCAUCCUCUCCAUCGCCCUCUGCAAAUGGCGGAUGAACAAGAUACUGGGCUUCAUCAUGUUUGGCCUCUACUUCGUGUUCCUGGUGGUCAGCGUCCUCCUGGAAGACAGAGUCCUGGAGUGCCCUGUCUCCAUCUGAUGGAAAAGCCAUAUAUAUCUUAAACAGCAUGGAUGGUCACUCCCGGCUCUGGGCUCCAGGCUCCUUGCAGUCUUGAGAAGAGACAGCUUGUGCACAGCCCUGGGAGGCAAGUGUCCCUCCUUGGAGGGUUGGAGGGAGGAUGGAUUCUCGUGGGGCCAUUCACUUCACAGGCACGUCACCCUUGCCUGCUGAAAUGACUCCAUGUAAGAGACAACGAAAACCGUCUCUCCAUCGCCACUGACAGGUACUCCUCGCUGGUCAGCGGUACGUUCAUUGUGAUGACGCAAAAGAGGACAGAGGCUAUACGUACAUAUAAAUAUUAUAAAUAUAUACACAUGAGCAUACAAAUCCUGCCUGUUUCUGUACUAUACCUCUCCUCCAAUACUUAUAGAUUAAUACAUAACUGUACACAAACAAAGAAAAAUUAUAUAUAAAAACAUAUAUAUUUAAGUGCAAAUGUAUCUUUUCAGGGAUAGCUAUAGCAUAUUUAUAGUACCUAUUUCAAGAGGGGCAUCAACCUUCGACCUUCGACCUUCAGUUUGUGCUUUGCCCCUCAAAUGCAAAAGGUGAUUUAACAGAAUCAGUAGGCAAAGCGCUCUUUGCUGUCAUCUCCAGACUGCUUCGGAUGUAGGAAGUUCAGUGAGAUGGUUUGCAGAGAAUAUGGCUUGGUAGAAGGAGUCUGUAGGAGCCCCAGUUAGAACCUCUAAAAUACUCUCACAAGCCAAAAAGGAACCCAUCUGCUCAUCCCCCUGGGGUGCUCUGUGACCCAUGGGAUUCUGCAAGACAGAGGUAAAACUCAGACUGCGUGGCAACCAUGGGGGAGCUGAUGAGGGUUAGGCUGUUUUGGUUUGGU